Molecule: messenger RNA, 3248 nt
Organism: Tarenaya hassleriana
Lineage: Eukaryota; Viridiplantae; Streptophyta; Magnoliopsida; Brassicales; Cleomaceae
Product: probable serine/threonine-protein kinase At1g09600
Exons: 8
Coding region: 883-3027 (714 amino acids)
Biological process (GO): protein phosphorylation; positive regulation of transcription elongation by RNA polymerase II
Cellular component (GO): cyclin-dependent protein kinase holoenzyme complex; nucleus
Molecular function (GO): ATP binding; cyclin-dependent protein serine/threonine kinase activity; RNA polymerase II CTD heptapeptide repeat kinase activity
Source: RefSeq, a predicted model, not a curated record
CCCUUCGUCUCUCUCUCUACCUGUGUGUAUCUAAGCCAGAUUCUCUGUUUCUCUUCUCCAUUAAUGGCGAUCUCUGGCAUUUGAUUCUCUUUCUAACGGCAGAAUACAGCUACUUCUUAGUUACUUCUUUUUUUGGAGGAUUUUCAUUUCCGGAAAUAGAGAAGACACAGAAGCUCCAGCUGUCCGUUGUAGCCCUAUUUUUUUUUAUAGGUUUUCGUAAUCAUAGGAAUCACUCAGAUCCGAAAAUCUCUCUGUAUUUUCUCCCUCUGUCGGGAGAAUUUGAAUCUCUCUCUCCUCGGCUGCUGUUCAUCUCUUUCGACUGUGAUUUCGUGUUUUCGGAAAAGUUUUUAGUCCCAGAGAAACCCAAGAGGUCAUUGUAACGAAGCUUUCGGUUCUUCCUUACAUAUUUUGUUGUCAUUCCAAAGUCAUUUGCUUCGAUCUGAAAUUUUCCAGUUUCAUUCCGUCUACUUAGUUUUUGGUUAUGCCCUCUUGAUUUUCUUUAUAAGGGAUUUUAGGAUCUGGGGAUAUAUAAUUUCCAGAAUUGAUUUCUGCAGUCUUUAGAUUUCUGGUAGGGUCUUCAGCUUUAUUUUCAGGGAAUUUUUUUAUUGGGUUUCUAUUUGGGCGUGGUCUUCGAAUUGAAUCCAUAUUGUCCGUAACUGGUUUCGUUUAAUGUAUAUAGAAGCUUAAUUCGACUGAUUUGUGUUGCAUUGAGGAUUCGAAAAGUUCGAAUCUUGGUAUCGUCUUGGGGUGGUGUCCUGUGUUCUUGAUGCUGGUGGGGAAUUUCAUUUACAGAGAAGCUAGGUUUUGCGUUAAAGAAGAGGCAUACAGAGGGCAUUUGAAUCAUACAGUUUCCUGGUUGGGAUCAGGGAACUGAGGAAAAUUAUGGGCUGCAUUUGCUCGAAAGGAAUACAAGCAAAUGGGUAUGUAGAGAACAACCAUGUUAAGGAUGAAGACUUGCCUAAAAACUCGAAGAAACAAUCUGUUUCUACGAGGAAUGCCAUUGUGGAAUCCGAGGAAGAAGGUCUCAAUGGCAAUGAAGCCACCUUGAGGCUGAUACCCAACGAUAGUAAAAAUGCUUGCUUGACGCCAGUAUCGUCUGACGAAGCGGAGAAGAAGGAUGGUUUUGAGAGAAAAUCUUCUAAAUCUGUGUUCCAGAGACGGCCUGCCAUGGAUAUUGGGAGUGGGGAUAAUGUAGGAGUGUUGCAACCUAGGAUGACUAGAAUAGCAAGCAUCUCCAAUGGAGAAAGAGGGGCUCAAGUUAUUGCGGGUUGGCCCUCGUGGUUGGCUGCUGUUGCUGGGGAAGCCAUCAAUGGAUGGAUUCCACGCAAAGCAGAUUCAUUUGAGAAGUUGGAGAAGAUUGGUCAAGGGACGUACAGCAGUGUAUACAAAGCCCGUGACCUUGAAUCAAACCAGAUAGUUGCAUUGAAAAAAGUUCGGUUUGCUAAUAUGGAUCCUGAAAGUGUUCGGUUCAUGGCAAGAGAAAUAAUCAUCCUACGCAGGCUUGACCAUCCAAAUGUCAUGAAGCUCGAAGGUGUGAUCACUUCAAGGGUAUCUGGAAGUCUGUACCUUGUAUUUGAAUAUAUGGAUCAUGACCUCUCAGGACUUGCUUCAUCCCCGGGGAUUAAAUUCUCUGAGGCACAGAUAAAAUGCUAUAUGAAGCAAUUGCUUCAUGGGCUAGAACACUGCCAUAGCCAUGGUGUUUUGCAUCGUGACAUCAAAGGCUCGAAUCUUCUACUUGACCGUAACAACAAUCUCAAGAUUGGUGAUUUUGGUCUGGCUAAUUUUUUCCGGGGCCACCAAAAGCAGCCUCUCACAAGUCGUGUUGUGACUUUGUGGUACCGCCCACCUGAACUUCUGCUGGGGGCUACAGACUAUGGAGUUACAGUUGACCUGUGGAGCACUGGUUGCAUACUUGCAGAACUGUUUACUGGGAAGCCUAUUAUGCCCGGAAGAACUGAGGUGGAACAGUUGCACAAGAUCUUCAAACUCUGUGGAUCACCUUCCGAGGAAUAUUGGAAAAGAUCGAAGUUGCCACAUGCAACCAUCUUUAAACCUCAACAGCGUUAUCAGAAAUGUGUAGCUGAGACAUUCAAGGAUCUUCUUCCCUCUUCAGCUUUGGCCCUCUUGGAGGUCCUUCUAGCUGUAGAACCAAAUGCCCGUGGAACUGCUUCCUCUGCCCUUCAAAGCGAGUUCUUCACGAUGAAGCCUUUUCCAAGUGAUCCAUCAAGCUUACCGAGGUACCAACCAAGAAAGGAAUAUGAUGCUAAGUUCCGAGAUGAAGAAGCAAGAAGGAAAAAAGGUGCGUCCGGUAAAGGGCAGAACGAAUCGAAACGGGCAGCAUCUAGAGAAUCUAAAGCUGUACCAGCUCCAGAUGCCAAUGCCGAGUUACUGGCAUCAAUACAGAAACGGCAAGUACAGAAUAAUGUGACGAGUGUCAGUGAAAAUUUCAACUGUGAGGAAGAUGCUGGGGCUGGUUUUCGGAUCCAACAUCCGAAUGGAACAGCCUUAGGGUCUUCGGUUAAUAUGAAUGGAAAUGGAGAUGGGUUUCUCGGCAGUUCAAGCCAUUCGAAAGAACUGAGAAUGCAGAGGUCUUUUGUCCAACGAGGGGCUGCCCAGUUGUCAAGAUUCUCAAACCCGGUAGCCACUCGGGGGGAUGGGUCACGUUUCGGAAGCGUUAGAGACUCAACAGUGAAUCCAAACUAUGGACGGCACCAGCAGCAUGUGGACGGUGAUCAAUCCUCUGAGAAUGGUGAUUGGUCCCAACGUUUACUGGACAAGCCCAAAGCUCCCGUGAAAGAUGAAUACUCCUGUGGAACGAAUCAGGGUUUUGACGGGAAGAACGGGCGGAUGCACUACUCGGGACCGUUGAUUCCUGCAGGAGGAAACUUAGAUGAAAUGCUGAAAGAACACGAGAGACAGAUCAGGUUGGCUGUUCGUAGGGCUCGGGUGGACAAGACGAAGAAGAGGGACGACGAGAACGGGCAAAGCCAAUCGUUGCUCCUCGCGGCGGCGGCUAACGGCCGGUGAUAUGUAGAGAUCUGAUUCUCCUUGAUUUGCUAAUAUAUAAUGAUGGCUCUUCACCAUGCUUUCUAGUCCAUUUUAGACUUUUGUAUGGUCCUGAAGGGAAGAAAAUAGGGUUUUGUAUUUUGUACAGUUGAUUGAUCUGGCACUUUAUGUAAAGAGAGGAAGAGAGAUCAUUCAUUGUCUGAAAUAUAUCCAUUCUUUUAAUUUAGAAUCUCAUUUCAUAA